Molecule: messenger RNA, 1896 nt
Organism: Fonsecaea pedrosoi CBS 271.37
Lineage: Eukaryota; Fungi; Ascomycota; Eurotiomycetes; Chaetothyriales; Herpotrichiellaceae
Exons: 3
Coding region: 1-1896 (631 amino acids)
Molecular function (GO): long-chain fatty acid-CoA ligase activity; long-chain fatty acid transmembrane transporter activity
Source: RefSeq, a predicted model, not a curated record
AUGGCUCUUGCAACUGCUGCAGCCGCUGCAGCCGGUGGAUGGGCCGCAGCGGCCUACCUCGAUGCCAAGUUCCAUAUUCGAAAGGACCUGGAUGUCCUCCGCAGGCUGAGACAGGGUGCGAAAGAGUAUGCACAGCUUGUCAAGGAGGACAAAGUCUGCUUCUUCUACGCUUUUGAAGAGCAAUGCAAAAAGAGCUGGAACAAUCGCGCUCUCUGGUCGAGAGAAGGGGGCAUCUACACCUUUGGUCAGUUUUACGAGGAGGUCCUCCGAUAUGCGCAGUGGCUGCUCGAGGAGGGUAUCAAGCCUGGCGAAUUGGUGGCCAUGUACAUGAUCAAUUCGCCGCAUUUCUUUGUGACCUGGUUCGCUUGCUCGGCUGUCGGUGCGGCGCCAGCAUUCAUCAACUACAAUCUCGAGGGGAAAGCGUUGAUGCACUGCUUGGAUGUGUGUGAGACAAGACUCUUGAUUGUCGACGCAGACGCAGCCUGCCAGAGGAGGAUCAAUCAGAGUCGGGGAGACAUUGAAGCCAGAGGCACCAAAAUCGCGGUUCUCGACAACACUUUAAAGCAGAAGAUUGCAGCGAAACCCGCCCAGAGACCGGCCGAUGACCUUCGCAAGGGCACGAAAGGCAGCUUCCCUUAUUGCCUGAUCUAUACCAGCGGAACCACAGGUCUUCCCAAAGGUUGUGCAUUCACACUGCAACGGGUAUACAUGGCGUGUGGUCACUCGAUGCCGCUCUGUGGAGGCAUCCCUGGCAAGGACCACUGGUUCAAUUCCAUGCCGUUAUAUCAUGGCACAGGGUCAAUCACAACCUCGUGUGCCCUGCUACAGGGUCUGGGGGUUGCUCUCGCACCGAAAUUCUCCGUGUCACGGUUCUGGAACGACAUUCAUGACUCCGGGUCUACAUUCUUUGUGUAUGUUGGUGAAACAGCACGAUAUCUGCUCAACGCGCCACCCCACCCGCUGGAGCGAGCACACAAGCUCCGAUGUGCCUACGGCAAUGGCCUGAGACCUGAUGUGUGGGAAAAGUUCCAAACACGCUUCAACAUCCCUGAAAUCGGCGAGUUCUUCAAUUCCACCGAAGGCAUGUUCAGUCUGCUCAACUAUGACAAGGGGCCAUAUCUGAGAGCAUGUGUCGGCCACCACGGGUUGAUUCUCCGAACGAUGCUUCGCAAUGUCUAUAUCCCGGUCCGGAUCGACCACGAAACGGGCGACAUCUGGCGGGAUCCCAAGACAGGCUUUGCCAAGCGAACGCCGUACGAAGAAGGGGGCGAAAUCCUGGUCGCUGUACCCAACAAACAGGCGUUCCAGGGGUAUUGGAGAUCCGAGGCUGCCACCGACAAGAAAUUCUGCACCGACGUGUUCAAGAAGGGGGACAUUUACUAUCGGUCUGGUGAUGCGUUGAGGCGUGAAUCGGACGGACGAUGGCACUUCCUGGACCGCCUGGGCGACACAUUCCGGUGGAAGUCAGAGAAUGUUUCGACGGCCGAGGUGGCUUUAACGAUAGGCCAGUAUCCUGGCAUUGCCGAAGCCAACGUGUACGGUGUUCUAGUACCGAACCACGAGGGCCGAGCAGGCUGCGCGGCCAUCCACCUCGAUCCCAAUUACACGGGGCCGCCGGUCGACUACAACGACCUGCUGAAGUUCAUGCGUGGACGACUGCCCCGGUACGCGGUGCCGGUGUUCCUACGCAUCGUCAAGGCGAGCACGCACAUCCACAACCACAAGCAGAACAAGGUGCCGUUGCGCAAGGAAGGCGUCGAUCCCAACGCGGUCGGCAGGGAAGUGCCCGAGGGCAAGGACGACGUGUUCCUGUGGGUGACGCCCAAGGCGGACGAGUACGUGCCGUUUACGCCACAGGAUUGGGAGAAGUUGGUGAGUGGCCAUGCCAGGUUAUAA